This is a messenger RNA of Mus caroli (Ryukyu mouse), 2755 nucleotides long. RefSeq names its product transmembrane protein 265 (gene Tmem265). NCBI's taxonomy places the organism in Eukaryota, Metazoa, Chordata, Mammalia, Rodentia, Muridae. Gene Ontology annotation, cellular component: membrane. The record is from RefSeq and is a predicted model, not a curated record.
GAAUUUGGAUCUUUCUGCUUCUGUACUGAAUUGGUAUUAUCGAUGUCUGCCUCCACUCCUCGGUUAGGUGAUGGAGGACGAGGAGAAGGCAGCAGAGAGCUUGGUGAGCAACAUGGAAGCUGCUCAUUCUCCAUCCCCUAUCCACUGCCGCUGGCUCCGCCUCCAAUAUUUGGCGGCUACUAGCAUUAUCUGUGGCUGUUCUUGUCUGGGGAUCAUGGCUCUUGUGUUUGCCAUCAAGGCAGAAGAGCGGCAUAAGGCAGGCCAGUCGGAGGAGGCCAUGUACUUGGGGGCCCGGGCCCGGAGACUCAUUCUGGCCAGUUUUGCUGUCUGGCUUGCUGUCCUUUUUCUGGGUCCCCUGCUGCUGUGGCUGCUCUCCUACACCAUUGCUCAGGCUGAAUAACCCUGGGUGGCCUUUGCUGAGAGUCAGUCAAGACCUGGAUCCAAUCCAACAGUUCGGCAGUGCUCAGUUCUGGUGGCAGGAGUGUUUCGUGGUUCUUCCUGUCUGGGAGAGUGUUGCCUUUGGAAUGCAGCCAUUGGAAGAGUUCAACUAGGCUAUUCAAAGCACCUGAGACUUCAAGGGGAGGUCAGCCUGCUAUGUUCUUUCAUUAUUCUUUGCUUUCUCUCCCUUGCCCUUCCAUCCUAGGAGCCUCCAUUCAGAGAAAGGGAUGAAAACCAGGCUUGAUUUUAUUAGAAUUUGUUUUGUAAUAAAAGUCUUUUUUGGUGGUGAAAUAUUGUCUAAUUGUUCUUUUUACUGAUUUUUCCCUUGGGCCUUUGGUGAAGGCAAGAGCAAGAGAAGACAUCUAAAUGAUGACUUAAGCCUGCAUCUGGCCUUUUAAUUCUAUCUCAUUGCUACAAGAGAAGGAAAGGUUCGGGGUUUGUUUUGAUUUUUUGUUAUUGUUGUUGUUGUUGUUGGGUUUUUUUGUUGUUGUUUUUUUACAUUUUUUGGAAAAUUUCCUUGGAAAAAAUCGAGCUUCUUAUCAGAACCUAAAGACAUGAAUCUAAAGACAGACUAAAACAAUAGUAGUAGUAGCUAGCACACCUCUCACUGAGUAAUUACUGCUAGGCUGUGCUCCAGGCAUUGUUUCUUUCUUCUGAGACCUCACAAUAGUUGGUGCCAUUUUCCUUUAUAGUUGAGGAAAUAGGUAUAUAUGUGUCCUAGGCCCUAAUGCUAGAAAAUAGAAAAGAUAUGAUUGAAUUCAGACAGUUUGGUUCCAGAGGGAUGAAAAGAUUGUGUGAUAGGAACUACCACCCUACAUAUUGACAGUUUUAAAUAUAUUUUAUAUUUUUCAUCUUGAAACUCCUGAUAUUUUAAAUUUUUAGGUAUGGAAUAUGAGGCUGGCUUUGUUUUAUUGAGUCAGGCUGUCCCUCAGACUUGCUCUGCAAGUACUGAGAUUACUGGUGUAUACCACCAUGCUUUUUUUGUUUUUGUUUUAAGUUGUUGCUGUUUUGUUUUCUGAAAUGACAAGGCCUCACCAUAUAGCCCAUACUAGCCUCAAUCCUGAUUCUCCUGCUUCUGUUCCUGAGUGCUAGAAUUACAGAUGUGCACUACCACACUCUGCACACACAGGUUUUUAAGUUUUUAAAUAUACUCCAUAGGCAGGUUCCCAAACAAAUAAUAAAGUUUAAAUUAACACCUAGCCAAUACCUGAAAGCUACUACUCAAAUUGACUGCUGUCAGCACUGCUUCCUUAAUACACUCUAUACAUUCCUCAUUGCGGUAACCACGACUUACUUCUCACAGUGUAACUUAAUUUUGCUUGUAUCUGCUUUAUAGAAAUGUAGUCAACCAACUAAGGAAUAAAUAAACGUUAAGAAUGGGAUACAUGAGGGCUGGAGAGACAUGCAACAGUUAAAAGCACUAGCUCUUGCAGAAGGAAGACCUGAGUUUCCCCUUACCUACAUGACGGUUCACACCUCCAUAAUGGCAGUUCCAGGGGUUUCCAGUGCCUUCUGAUCUCUACAGGUAUCAAGCAUGCAUGUACUGCACAUACAGGCAGGCAAAACAUUCAUACAUAAAUGAUUCAUUUAUUUAUUUUAUGUAUAUGAGCACUCUGCUGCAUGUAUACCUGCAUGCCAGAAGAGAGCAUCAGAUCCCUUUAUAUAUAGAUGAUCAUGAGACACCAUGUGAGUAUUGGGAAUUUGAACUCAGGACCCUUGGCAGAGCAGCAAGUGCUCUUAACUGCUGAGCCUUCUCUCCAGCCCAGCAAAUCUUAAUGGAAUACAAGAGCAUCUUCUUCAAAGGGGCUGGAGAAACGACUCAAGAGUAAGAGCACUUGCUGCUCUUGCAGAGGACCCAAGUUUGGAUCCCAACACCCAUAUCCAGCAGCUCAAAACUCCACUUCCAGGGAAUUCCAACACUCUGGCCGCUGUGAACACACACAUAAAUAAAAAUUAAAUUGUCUUUAUACAGAUGGAGUCCUGUUAUCUUUUUGUCUUUGCUGGUAACAUUGUAUAGUAAGUAUUAUGUAUUCCUGUAAUUUUGUUGCUAUGUUAUAUGAAUACAGUAAAAUUUGUUCAUUAUCUGAUGGAAGCAUUUGAGGUGCCAAUUCAUGAACAUUAUUAAGCCAUGGAUAUUCUUAUAUACACAUACCAUUUUGAAACAGGGUUUCAAAAUGUAGCUUACUAUGUAGCGCUGGUUGUCAAAUUCAAGUUUUCAGAGCAGGCUGGCCUCAACCUGUCUGCUUCCUGUGCACCGCCACACCUGGCUGUUCUGUACUUGUCUUUUGAAGCUUACGUGUAUACCUCACAAAUAGAA